AUGGGCGCUGCGGAGGGCCUGUGCGGGGUUGGGUCGGCUGCUGCAAUGCUUGGCCAAGGUUCGGCCAAGCCUCCAAGCAAUGGAAUUGGCCUUGAGCGAGGUGUUGUCAACAAGAAGUGGUACCUCGUAUCUGUCGAUCCAAGCCGUGAGCUGCAUAGUAGUUGGUCGCUGAAUAUUGAUCACCGCCCGUGUGGUUAUCUUGGCAUCCUCCUGGCUAUGGAUUGGCUCACCAGGGUGCUAAGCUCCAUUGGAGACUUGUUCGCAUUCUCCAACAUCGCAGACAAGGAGGCGCCAAAUUUGUUCCUGGCAUUUGCAACAAUGCCAUGGAUAUCACAGAUUUCUUAUGUUGGUAUACAUGGUGGAAUGCUUCUCUCCUAUUACAAUGAUGAGAACCAGGCGCGCACGAUGUUUUCGAAUAUUUCAGAUUCUUCCAAUUAUUCUGCUGCACAUAAAUGGUACAGCCAAUCAGUAGAUCGAGAUACUGGGAUGGUGUAUGGAGAUGUGAUUCCUUGCUCUCCACAACAAAUUGGUUCCCAAUGGUUUCAAGAUGCAUUAAAUGGUAAGAGCAGGUAUGCUUCAUGGGGAGUUGGCUGGAACAAAGCUAGGGAUCAGAUGCUCUUUUUCACUGCUCCAGUGGCCAGAUCAGGAGUUAUUUCCAUCGGAAUUGCCAUGAAAGAUCUCGUUGAUAAUAUUUUUCGUGUCAACCUUUGGGGCGGGCACUUGUAUGUAGCUACAGAAGAUGGGCAUGUCAUAGCAGAGACUGGACCACCGCAUACUCGCUAUGUGCUUGGUAAUAAUACAGUUUCAAUCCAUGUAAUGGAUAAGAGUGAUACCUUACCACUUGAAAAGCAUGAUAAUUUUUCAUGCCAGCUUGAUAACCCUGAAGGUACAGGCAGUGAUCCAUCUCAUACUAACUAUUUGAGCAUUUGGGGCAAGAGAUACAAUUUUGGUUGUGCUCAUCUUGAUGUUUCUAGAAUCAGAAUGGUAUAUGUAAUUGCUUUUCCCUGUAAGGAAGUAAUUCCCCUCGUUCAUAAGAUGAAGAUAGUUGUUGUCUCACUGCUGUCACUUAUGAUUCUCGGUGUGAUUGUCGGAAGUUCCAUCAUGCUGCAACUGUUGAGGAGAUCGCGAAUACAGGAAGCAUUUCUAUAUGCGAGCCUCAUCAAGCAAAAGGAGGCGAUUCAACAGGCAGAGCAGAAGAGUAUGAAUAAGAGCUUGGCAUUUGCUAGUGCCAGCCAUGACGUGCGUACUUCUCUCGCAGGCAUCACUGGCUUAGUAGAACUUUGUCGUCUUGAUGCCACCCCAAAUUCCAAAUUGGAUAGGCACUUGGAGCAGAUGAGUACUUGUGCAUCACAACUUCUAGGGAUAGUAAAUUCAGUUCUCGAUACAAGUAAAGUAGAAGCAGGAAAGAUGCAACUAGAAGAGGUUGAAUUUGAUAUGGCUCAAGUGCUUGAGGAGUCAGCAGACAUAUUCCAUGUUGUCGCUCUUAAGAAAGGCCUAGAGGUGAUUUGGGAUCCUUGUGAUUGCUCAGUUCUUAGAUGUUCAAAUGUCAAAGGAGAUUGUCGACGGCUUAAACAGAUUCUCGAUAACCUACUUGGCAAUGCAGUGAAGUUCACAUCCGAGGGACACGUGGUUGUGCGUGCUUGGGCUAAGAAGCCUAGCUUAGAAAAUUUUAAACUUUCUUCGAACCAUGAGUUCCGCUUUCCUAGCAUAUUAAGCCAUCUGACAAGGUGCCUUUGGAAGAAUGAAACUAAUAUGGAAAUUCUUAAUCCUGUUCAGCAUGGCCCAGAUUCUGUUGAAUUUAUUUUUGAGGUAGAGGACACUGGUAAGGGAAUACCCAAGGAAAAGAGAGCUUCUGUCUUUGAGAACUAUGUGCAAGUCAAAGAAACAACUACUGGAGGACAUGAGGGCACUGGUUUGGGACUUGGAAUAGUUCAAUCCUUUGUGCGACUGAUGGGUGGUGAGAUUAGCAUUAAGGAGAAAGAUCCUGGUGAAAGAGGAACAUGUUUUAGGUUUAACAUUUUUCUCAAGUCAAGUGAUGCAUCUUUGGAUGGUGAAGAGAAUACCAAUUCUCAGUUGCAUCCAAGAAAUACAUCUGUUGCUAGUACUCAACUUGCUGGGAAAAAUGUGACUGCCCAAUCAAAAAUUCGUGCCAUGACAUUCAAAAGAGGUCUUCAAAUGGAAGGAAUUCACUCUCUACUUUUGAUUCAAGGUGAAACAAAAGAAAUUAUGCAAAGAUGGAUGGAAAGCCUUGGAGUAAAGGUAUGGGCAAUCGACCACCACAAGCUUCUAUAUCCUUCACUCGAAAAGAUCAAGAAUAGUCUUUGUGCCUCUGCAAAGCCCGAUUCAGUGUCACGUAGCAAUUCCUUGUCCAGAACCACAUCUCUCAAUUAUAACAAAGAAAAUGAGGGGUGUUCUAGCUCUGUAGAUGUGGCUGAUCAAACUUUGCUCUUACCACUAAGGAACGUCUGA
Molecule: messenger RNA, 2469 nt
Organism: Phoenix dactylifera (date palm)
Lineage: Eukaryota; Viridiplantae; Streptophyta; Magnoliopsida; Arecales; Arecaceae
Source: RefSeq, a predicted model, not a curated record